Molecule: messenger RNA, 828 nt
Organism: Mytilus trossulus (common blue mussel)
Lineage: Eukaryota; Metazoa; Mollusca; Bivalvia; Mytilida; Mytilidae
Exons: 1
Coding region: 1-828 (275 amino acids)
Biological process (GO): double-strand break repair via homologous recombination
Cellular component (GO): cytoplasm; nucleus; chromosome
Molecular function (GO): 3'-5' DNA helicase activity; four-way junction helicase activity
Source: RefSeq, a predicted model, not a curated record
AUGAAUAGGGGGAGAUCCUUCAGGAAAGCUUUUGAACACCUGAAAGAGCUUCCAGGAUUUUUUCCAGGAGUACCCAGAUUGGGACUUAGUGCCACUGUCACGAAACAAGAAGAGAAGGCGGUUACUAGUUCUUUAGGGAUAAAAAAUCCAAAAGUUAUUAAGGAAAGUCCUGAUAGGGAAAACAUUUUACUGGAAAUCAAACUUAAAGAGGCAUCCCUAGAUAUUUAUGAGUCCUAUGAAAAUAUAUAUAGGCCACUUUGUGACAGUUUGUUUGAAAAUAGGGAAACUUUUCCAGUUACUUUGUUAUUUAUGCCAUUACAGUAUAUAGGCAAUGCAGCUGCCUACUGCAAACAUAUAUUCAAGAAACCUACCCUUGAAACAUCUGUAUACGGUGUUCUCUGCAGUGGUCAGGAUGACAGUGUAAAAAAUUAUAUAAUUAAAGAGUUGGCUUGUGUAAACCCAAGGAUAAAACUUGUGUUUUGCACCUCAGUUGUGGGUAUGGGGUUUAAUUCUCAAUCAAUUAUGAGAGUCAUCCAUGCACGUCCACCAAGAUCACUGUCAGAUUAUGUCCAAGAGAUUGGGCGUGCUGGUCGUUCAGGGAAUGCAGCCAAUGCUGUUCUUUAUUACAGCAAUAGGGAUAUUGCUGCUAAUGUAGUUGAUAUCAAGCCUGAUAUUAUUGGUUUUUGUAGGGAAAAGGGUUGCAUUCGAGAAUACCUACUACAGCAGUAUGGCUUUGAAAAAACAGAUGUAAAGGGUCAUAUCUGCUGUAACAACUGUAAACCAAUAUGUUCCUGUAUUGAAUGUGAGAUGUUGAGAAUGGAAUUGUAA